Molecule: messenger RNA, 1309 nt
Organism: Bradysia coprophila
Lineage: Eukaryota; Metazoa; Arthropoda; Insecta; Diptera; Sciaridae
Product: putative odorant receptor 92a
Biological process (GO): sensory perception of smell; detection of chemical stimulus involved in sensory perception of smell
Cellular component (GO): plasma membrane
Molecular function (GO): odorant binding; olfactory receptor activity
Source: RefSeq, a predicted model, not a curated record
UAUAAUGUGUCAGUGCCUAUUUGAUUUGCGUUAAACAAACUGGUAAAAAAUUACAGAAGGCGAUGGAGAAAAAGUACAAACUUAAGAUGUUAGACACAUUCCGCAAAAUGAGUGCAACUUGCUUUAUUCUGGGCUUGUGGAACUCUCAGCAUUGGAAGGCUUCGUUCCCUCGCAUUUUCACGUGUCUUUUAUUUUUGUCAUGCACGCUAUCAACAACCCUUCAAGUCUUAAUAACGGACGACAACGACGAGUCUGUAUUUCUUGGAGUGACUACCUUAAUUUGCGUAGUGCAGACCUAUCGUUUAUUUUACAUUAUAUUGAAGCAACGCAAAGUUAUCGACUUGAUGCAAUCAAGUAGUGCUAGCAGUACUGACGAUUAUGAGGCAUUUUGCAACGUUAUGCAAAAAUUGACAAACUUCACAAUGUUCGUGAAGUAUUUUUUGGCCACGACAUUCUCAUCGUUUCUUCUUGCUUUGUUCACUCCGUUAGUUACAAAGCAAUUAAUGUUCAACAUCGCUUUUCCAUUGGACUACAAAACUGAUGAUAAUGCAUUUUGGAUGGCUUACGCAUUUAUUACCGCAUCAUUUCUAUUGUCUGUGACUUGUUGUUUGCUCACAAGUAUGAAUUGGUAUAUUAUGAUGAACUUUGUGGUCAAAUUUGAGCUACUGGGCAAUGAUUUUAAAAAUUUGGGUGUAACAACAGUGGAGGCGGAGGGACAAGAAUCAAUCAGUUUGACGAGUCGUCAAGCAAAACAAACGCUUUACCUCCGACAUCUGAUUGAAGCGAUCAAAAGUCUAGAAAGUACCACUGAACUUCUCGAUGAGUUUGCGUCAACCUUUUCCAGUUUAUUUCUACUGCAAAUAUUCACAAGUAGCCUUUCUAUCUGUGGAGGAGUCUACAGUUUGGCAUUUAGCUCUCACGACGAUCCAAUUCAGGAUGGAUUUUACUCUAUAGUUGAAUUCUACUGCUUCUUCGACACAUUUGCUCUUAUGUACUUGGGCAACGAAAUAAUGGUUUCUUCUGACAAGUUGUCUUACUGUCUUUUUGAGUCCAACUGGAUUGAACAAACGCAAUCUUGCAAAAGAAAUAUUCUUAUCUUGGUCGAAUACUUACAGCAGCCGCAACAGAUAAUUGUCUGUAAACUGUUUCCGUUGAAUUUGGAAUCGUUUUCGAUCAUUGUAAACCGUGCGUACAGUAUGUUCAAUCUUUUGCAAAAUUUUCGAACUUAGGGCAAACGGACCAAUUCUGAGAUAAAUUGGCUUAUCACAUUUCUCAACUUUUUUUUGUUAGCACCUAUGCUUAGCACUUA